This is a messenger RNA of Ictalurus punctatus (channel catfish), 3260 nucleotides long. Its product is annotated as tyrosine-protein kinase SRK3. Bases 10 to 1431 code for a protein of 473 amino acids. Lineage: Eukaryota; Metazoa; Chordata; Actinopteri; Siluriformes; Ictaluridae. Gene Ontology annotation, molecular function: signaling receptor binding; non-membrane spanning protein tyrosine kinase activity; ATP binding. The transcript has 9 exons. The record is from RefSeq and is a predicted model, not a curated record. Gene Ontology annotation, biological process: innate immune response; protein phosphorylation; cell surface receptor protein tyrosine kinase signaling pathway. Gene Ontology annotation, cellular component: extrinsic component of cytoplasmic side of plasma membrane.
UAGGUAAAGAUGGGCAACAGUGCCUGCUCCUGUAAGUGUUGCCGUUUGCUGUGUUCAGAGGAAAAAGAUACAGUUAUCAACAAACAAAUGUUCAUAUCGAUCACUGAAUAUGCUUGUAAUUCACUGAGUGAUCAGAAGCUCAAAGUGGGUGAUCUCUUGGAGGUGACGGAGGAAGGACAACACUGGGUGUAUGCAAAGAGAUUCACAGUGAAGGGUGCCAAGAAAGGAUUUAUUGAAGAACAGCUCUACGUACCGAGAGAUUUUCUCAAACCAGUGGGUAGUUUGGAGGCACAGUCAUGGUAUUUUGAAAACAUCACAAAGCGCACUGAGGCCAAAAGAUGUUUGCUGAGACCAGAAAACAGUGAGGGUGCAUUUCUUGUGUGGAGAAGUACAGAGAAUAAUUGCUACUACCUUUCAGUAAAGAAUGGGCCCUAUGCACGGCAUUACAGAAUUAGGGAAAGAGAAUCUGACAAACGAUUUUACCUUGUUAAUCGGAAAACAUUUCAGACCCUUCCUGAGUUAGUGCAAUCAUAUUCCAAGGAUCAGGAUGGACUUUGUGCACGCCUUAACCUCCCUUGUGUUAUGCUGGACAAACCAUCCCUUCCCAGCCUCUCUUAUGAGGAACAAUGGGAAAUCGACCGAAGCUCUCUGACCAAAGUGAAGAAGCUUGGCAGUGGGGAAUUUGGAGAAGUGUGGCACGGGGUAUGGAACAAUGUAAUAGACGUGGCUAUUAAAGAGUUUCGAGUCAUCAGCCCAGAUAUUCAGACAGAGAUAAAGAUCAUGAAGGAGCUUCGGCAUAAGCACCUGCUCAGGCUAUAUGCUGUGUGCACUGUUCAUGAGCCCUUCUGUAUUAUCACCGAGCUCAUGAGAAAUGGAAGCUUGAAGAAAUAUCUCAUCAUUCACAAAGAGUUGAGAAAUAUUGAGUUUGCUCUCAUGGUGGACUUUGCAGUGCAGAUUACAGAAGGGAUGGCAUACUUGGAGAGCAAGAACAUUGUUCACAGAGACUUGAGAGCUGAUAACAUUCUACUCACUGAAAUGUUGUCCUGCAAGAUAGCAGAUUUUGGACUAGCUCAGUAUACUUUGUCCCAAGAGAAACAAUUAUCUUCAAUUAAAGUCCCAGUAAAAUGGAUGGCACCUGAGAUCUUCGCUGGAAAGGACUACACAAAAAAGUGUGAUGUCUGGUCUUUUGGGAUCCUCUUGACUGAAAUGAUCACAUACGGAAAUGAUCCAUACCCAGACCGUGACAAUGUAGCUUGUGUUCAGGCCAUUCAGAGGGGUUACAGGAUGCCACAACCAGAAGACUGCCCAGUAACAUUGUAUGAUAUCAUGUUGCUAUGCUGGCAUUCCGACCCUGAUGAAAGGCCCACGUUCAUGGAACUUCAGGAAAGGUUAACUACUCUGAUCCCUGAACCCGCUGUGGUGCUUGAUUAGAACUUUGCUGAUGAUAUAUACAGACAUACAGAUAUAUACUACAUGAUAUAUACAGUAAAAAAAAUAAAACCUACAAAUUUAUUCAAACAAAAUGCUGCUACAUUGAUAUUAGCUGUUGUGAUGCUAAUGUAUUUCUACAGAAAGUCUUUUUGAUCAUCCAGCAUUCUCUUUAAAGCAAAAAUGCAAGAUGUGCUUUUGUCUUCAAUUUCCCUUUUGAAUCAAUAUUUUUGUGUUCACAUUGAAACAGCGGACUAUCGAGGAUGACUAAUACAUUGGCAGUGAUGUCUGUUUUAGUUAUAACGGCACACACACAAAAAAGACCAAGAAUCUUUUACGGAUCAUGUAAACAGCUAGUAGCUGUGCCAAAAGAAACAAACCAGAAACUACUGACAAUGUAGGCUAGCCCAAAUUUUAGACUGUCUGGUAAAUUCAUGGUAAUUUGUGACCUUUUUGUAUUUUCGAUUUACCAACAAAUUUAUAUAUAGUUUUAUACACAAUGCCACAUUUUUCUCACGUGUAAAUUUAGGAAAGCACUUUACGUAUUUGUUAAUAAUUACUGAGACAAUUUAUUAAAGGUUUAUUGACAACAACUAUUUUUGCUGUGAUUGCAUAAGGUUAUGCUAUUUGACCAGCUUCCUGUCAUCAGCACUUACAUUGUGCCAAAUGAUCUGAAUUCAGCCUAGCCUACAGUAAACUGGCUAAAUUAAUGACCUGAAUGCAACAAUCUGUUGUAACAGUCUGGUUAAAAUUAAUUUGAAUGAUGUGCUAAUUGGUUUUCAGAUCACAGCUAUUAAUGCAUAUGCUAAUUAAACACUUGUAAUAAUAAUAAUAAUAAUAAUAAUAAUAAUAAUAACAAUAAUUAUUAUUAUUGUUAUUGUUAUUAUUAUUAUUAUUAUUAUUAUUAUAUGUAAUAAUAAUAAUAUUACAGCUCAUGUAUUAAUUGAUCAUCAUGAACGCAUUAGUUCACUCAUUAAUAUAUGCUUAUUUUGUACCCUUAUUGUAAAGUGUUACCAUCCUUUCUCCCAUCUAAAGAUACUCACACUAUAUAGGUGAUGGGAUUAUCAUGACACAAGUACUAGUUUGGCUGCUGACCUCAACAUAAGCCACAUGCCUCGCAUCUAUCUUGAUGCACAUAUAAUAAAACAUCAUUAAGAAUUUCAAAUAACCCAUAACAAUACAUAGCUGAGCAGCCUGCGUGUAUACAAUCACUUGAAGUAUAAAGUAUUUGCUUUGGUGUAAGGUUUACAGCAAAGGUAAAAUGAUUUUUAUAUUUUAUUAAACAUACAGUACAGUAACAAUAGACUACAUCAAAACGUCAAAUGCUUUAAGUACCAUGCACUUAAAGGGGCUUAAAGGUGUAAAAUGCAGUACCAAGCCAACCAUGAAGCAGCAUCAGAAUAUAUUAUCCACAAAUAAAACACAAAUCAUUAAAGAACACACAUUAAUGGUUUUCCAAUUGCCUUUUGUACUCAAACUUCUCAGUGUAGUGGCACUGUAUUGUGCCAUUGUAUUGUUAUCAUUAUUAACAAUAACAACAACCAUAAUCAUUCUCGCUUGACUUUUUCAUGCACUUGCCUUUUACACACAAAUAUUUAUGUGAAUAUAUUCACAUAUGAAGUAAAUCUUUAAACAUUUUAACACCCUGCUAAAUAUGUGAUAGUAACAAUGUGUCAGUAAAGUAUGUACAGUAAAGAAGUCUAUGAAAUUUAGUGUAUAUAUGUAUUCUAUGCUGUAAAAUACACUGUAUAAUAAAUUUAUUUUGUCUGCUUUAAAUUGUUUGUAUAUUGUUUGCAUUUUUAUAAUCAUUCAUUAAAAAAUCCUUUAAACUG